UCAAUUUGAAUAUGAGUUUGCGCGGAAAUUGUCGGUGUUGGGCUUUGAAAUUGCAGUGCCGUUUGUGAAUUGAUUGUUCAUUUAUUUUCAUUUGUUUCCGAAAUUUGUAAAGUGUGAAAAACAAAAUGCAGCGUGACAUCACUUCGUUCUUCAAGCGUACGGCACCCUCAAAGAAGAUUGAAACUUCGAAUGAUGAAGAGGAAGUGCAGAAGGUUAAAAAAAAGAAACGCACAGCUCGAGUAAUUUCCAGCGAUGAAGAUGAUGUCCAAGAAAGCCCAAACAUGGCUAGAAAAACACCGGCCAGCAAAAAAAAGCGUAUAGAGGAGAAGUCGCCGCACGAAAAUAAAACACAUGCCAAUAAGAAACCAACCUUGUCAAAAUUAAAGAUCUCGCCUACAAAAAAAGUUAAACCAGUUGAUCCCAAUGCGCUUUUCGGAGGGGAAACUUUGCGUGUUGAGGCCAAAAAGCCGCCCGUUCCCAAGAUAGCAGCUUUAAUUGAAUUGGAGGAUGAAGACAUUGACAAGAGUCUAAUGGAAGUUGAGCUAGAUGAACCUGUGCAAGUUGUAAAGUCGGAAAAAAAUAGAAAGCACGAAGAGCGACGUUCAAAAUCGAAGACUCCACGGAAAAGUCCUGACAAGGAGAAACUUACACCUACUAAGAAGGAAAAACAAGGAAUAAAGCCGGACAAACUCACACCGAAAGCGGUUGAGAAAGAGAAACAGAAAAAUGUUGCAACUCCUAAGACAGAGCUCAAAAAAGAAAAAAACACGCCGAAGCCCAAAAAGCAGUUAUCGGAAGAUCUGGAAAGCAGUGUGUUAUCUGAUGAAGACCGCCAUGAACGAAAACGCAUGGCAGCCAUACUCUAUCAGAAAUAUAAAAAUCGCACAAGCGUUAUUAAUCCAGGGUCCAAGGAUGUGCCAAAGGGUGCACCAAAUUGCUUGGCGGGACUUACAUUUUUGGUUACUGGUGUGUUGGAAUCUCUGGAGCGUGAUGAAGCAGCGUCAAUAAUAAAAGAAUUGGGCGGAAAAAUGAUGACCACUGUAGGCAAAAGGCUAAAAUACUUAAUUGUUGGUGAAGAAGCUGGGCCCAAAAAAUUAGCGCAGGCUGAAGAAUUUGGUAUAAGUGUUUUAAGUGAGGAUGGGCUCUUUGACUUGAUUCGUGAAAAAUCAGGCAAUCUUCCAGAAAAGGUAGUAAAAGAAGAGGAAAAUGGAAAUAAUAAAACAAAAGAAUCAAAAUUAAACAGUCCCAAAAAGCAAAAGAAUAAAAGCCAAGACAAAUUGCAUAUCGCAUCUCCAGAAAAAAGAAUUAAAUUGGAAAAAAGUCCUAAAGAAGAGAAGAACAGCAUCGAAAAGUUGGCUAUAAAAACAGAAAAACAGGAAGUUGAAAAAGAUCACGACGAAGUAUGUGAAAAUAAUGUCGAAUCGAAGUCAAAUAUAGAUGAUGCAGUGCUUCCAUGGGUGGACAAAUAUAAACCAACCAAUGUUAAGGAAAUCGUUGGCCAAUUUGGACCCACAAGCAAUGUGUCAAAGUUAACUAAUUGGCUUUCUAAGUGGUACAUAAACCAUGAUGGCAAAAAGAAACUUCAGAAACCAAAUCCUUGGGCUAAAAAUGAUGAUGGCAGCUUUUAUAAAGCGGCAUUAUUAUCGGGUCCACCGGGUAUUGGCAAAACAACAACAGCUACACUGGUUUGUAAAGAACUAGGCUUUGACACAGUUGAAUUUAAUGCAUCGGAUACUCGCAGCAAGCGACUUCUGAAGGAGGAAGUAGCUGAAUUAUUAUCAAACAAAUCUCUAUACGGUUAUUUUCAUGGCGAAGGGAAAAAGGUUACAAAAAAGCACGUACUUCUUAUGGACGAAGUCGAUGGCAUGGCGGGUAAUGAAGAUCGCGGUGGUGUACAGGAGCUAAUUGCGCUUAUAAAAGAGGCGUCUGUGCCGAUUAUUUGCAUGUGUAAUGAUCGCAACCAUCAAAAAAUGCGCUCCCUCGUUAACUACUGCUACGAUCUGCGUUUCAAUAAGCCACGCAUGCAACAAAUUAAGGGACGUAUUUUGAGCAUUUGUUGCAAAGAAGGCUUCAAAAUUGAUAGUGAUAAAGUGGAUGAAAUAAUUGAAGCGACUAAUAACGAUAUACGUCAGUCAAUAAAUCAUAUUUCGCUGUUAAGUGCUGGUAAAGAUUUAAAAUUGCUUUCAAAAGGAGCCAACAAAACGGCAGAGAAGGACUUGAAAAUGGGCCCUUGGGAGGUGGUGCGCAAAGUAUUCUCCGCAGAAGAGCAUAAGAAGAUGACGCUCAAUGACAAGUGUGAUUUAUUUUUCCAAGACUACAGCUUGGGGCCGUUGUUCGUGCAACAGAAUUAUUUGCAAGUGUCGCCCGUUGGCGCCAAAUCAGAAAUACCAGCUAAGGUUGCCCUUACCGCAGAUGCCUUAAGUUUGGGGGAUUUAGUGGACAAGCGCAUACGCUCCAAUUCAGCUUGGUCGUUGCUGCCAACGCAGGCCGUGUUUAGCUCGGUAAUGCCGGGCGAGUAUAUGAGUGGUCACUUCACAGGGCAAAUAAACUUCCCUGGUUGGUUAGGCAAAUAUUCGCGAACCAAUAAGCGUAGUCGUUUAGCUCAAGAAAUUCACGAUCACACCCGCUUACGCACCUCUGCAUCGCGCCAGUCAAUUCGUCUUGACUACGCACCUUUUCUACUAUCGAAAAUUGUACUUCCGCUAAAAGAGAAGGGAAUGGAAGGCGUUGAAGAAUCGCUGGGUGUGCUUAAAGAAUACCAUCUAUUACGCGAAGAUAUCGAAUCACUAAUUGAGCUUACUGCUUGGCCUGGCAAGAAGGGCUUAAUGGACGCAGUGGAUGGUCGCGUGAAGGCUGCGUUAACCCGCGCAUAUAAUAAAGAAGUACUAGCCUAUUCGUAUUCAGUUACUGCAGGUAUUAAGAAGAAAAAAUCUGAGGCCAAUGAAGAGAGUGAAUUGUACGGUAUGGAAUGUGAAGGGGAAGGAGAAGGGAAUGCCCCAGUUUCGGAUGAGGAAGAGGAUACGAUAGAAAAUGAUGGUUUGAUUAAGGCGAAGAAGAGCUCAGGAACCACAUCGUCAUCGAAAACUAAGGCGAGUACGGCAAAAGCCAAGCCUACGGGAAACAGUUCUACUACUAAAAAAUCCACAGCCAAAACGGCGUCUACUAAGGCAAAGAAAUAAUCUGUAACAAAAUAUGUAUCAGAUUAUAAAUUCAUUAUUAUUUAUGUUUUUUUGAAUUAUACAAUAAUUAGAUUUUAUUGUAAUCGUUGGUUGCAUCCAUUUGAAUAUAUAUUUACUUGCUUUCAAACAUA
Anastrepha ludens (Mexican fruit fly) is the source of this 3310-nucleotide messenger RNA. It is a transcript of the gene Gnf1, whose product is annotated as replication factor C subunit 1. Gene Ontology annotation, biological process: DNA repair; DNA replication. The transcript is spliced from 8 exons. Gene Ontology annotation, cellular component: DNA replication factor C complex; nucleus. Gene Ontology annotation, molecular function: DNA clamp loader activity; DNA binding; ATP binding. The record is from RefSeq and is a predicted model, not a curated record. NCBI's taxonomy places the organism in Eukaryota, Metazoa, Arthropoda, Insecta, Diptera, Tephritidae. Bases 126 to 3179 code for a protein of 1017 amino acids.